AUGUCGGAUGAUAACGAGGGUAACUUACCCAAGCCGACAUCAGAAGUGGGAUCAGUGUUGGUUCAAACGCAAAAUGAGAACGUGGACAGCGAUGGUUGGCGAGCCAUGUUUGUACAACAAAAUGCAAACAUGUGUGCGCUCAUCAAAGCCCUGCAAGCUCCGAAAGCUAACAAUCACGUAGAUUUAUCCGAGUUCGACCCUGACAAGACGGAUACCGACCCGGAAUCGUGGUGCGCGACAGCAGAUUUGUGUUUUGCAGAAAAUCCACUGCACGGCGUUCAACUUGUUUUGGCGGUUAGUAAGGCGUUGAAAGGCACAGCAUCGACUUGGCUAUCACAAAUAGCAUACCAAGGAAUGUCAUGGAGCGAGUUUAAGGUACUGUUUACGACGAGAUUUAUUUCUACUGAAACAUUAGCGGCUACCCUCUUUACCCUCGGUACUGAUAAACCGAGUGAAAAAGAAACUCUAGUUGCUUGCGCGAGCCGUUUGAUGACGUCACUCACUAACCGUUGGUAG
Parnassius apollo (apollo) is the source of this 516-nucleotide messenger RNA. The record is from the annotation of a GenBank genome assembly. NCBI's taxonomy places the organism in Eukaryota, Metazoa, Arthropoda, Insecta, Lepidoptera, Papilionidae.